AUGUUCCAUAAACAAAAAUUUCCAAAUGUUGAUAUAUCAAUUUCUAAAUCACCAAAUCCUGUUACUCAAGGUUAUCAUGUUUUAAUUGAAGGUUAUGAUCCUGAAGUUAUUUCCACUAUAAUUACGUCAAAGUACACAAGUGAGGUGAAUGAUAAAUUCAAGAUAAGACGUCCCUAUAACCACCCACCAAUUCCAAAACCGGAUAGAGUUAAUGGAAUAGCAUCAAUUGUUGAGAAAAGUAAUGAAUCACAAUCUACAAAUCAAUCUUCUAAAUCUGUUCUUCAAGAUAUCACAGAAACAGAAGAUGAAAUUAAAUAUGCCCACAUUAAGUUAACUAGAAAAGAAGUUACCUACAUCAUUGGAAGAGGGGGUACUAAGAUUGAGUAUCUUAGGAAAACUAGUCAAGCAACCAUUAAGAUUAUACCAUUAAAUAGCCUUAUGAAUCAAGAUACAUUGAUUGGUAAAACUUUAUUACAAUACAUCAGAAUUAGUGGUACAGCUCAUCAGAUCAAGACAGCUAAGAGACUUAUUGAAGAUGAGAUCUACCAGUUCCGUCUAGGUGGAAUAACCUUUUAUCAAUGA
Molecule: messenger RNA, 582 nt
Organism: Hansenula ciferrii
Lineage: Eukaryota; Fungi; Ascomycota; Saccharomycetes; Phaffomycetales; Wickerhamomycetaceae
Gene: MER1
Product: Mer1p
Exons: 1
Coding region: 1-582 (193 amino acids)
Molecular function (GO): RNA binding
Source: RefSeq, a predicted model, not a curated record